AUGUCGCUUCCUCCGAAGUUCGCAGGGCUGAAGCUCUCUACCGGGUCAUCCCAAAGGGCACAGCAUACCCUCGAAAUUUAUCUCGACUAUGUCUGCCCCUUCUCCGCCAAGAUGUUCAAUACAAUUUAUACGCUGAGUCCAAUGAUCUCUCAACAGUGUGGCUCACGGCUCCAAGUGAUAUUUCGACAGCAUAUCCAGCCGUGGCAUCCAUCCUCCACACUCACUCAUGAGGCCGGAGCAGCCGUUCUUCGACUGUCACCCGAAAGGUUUUGGGACUUUAGUGCGGCCUUGUUCAAGCGUCAGACCGAAUUCUUUGACGUGAGCCUGGUGAAUGAGACCCGUAACAAGACCUAUGAGCGGCUGGCUCAGAUAGCCGGAUCAGUGGGUUUAGAUGAAAGCAAGGUCUUGGAACUGUUGAGAAUCCCUGAAUCAUCCGGCGAAGACGGUCAAUUGAACACCGGGAACCAGGUCACCAAUGACAUCAAGUUGAUGGUCAAGGCGGAUCGAGUGGUGGGUGUUCAUGUAUCACCGACCGUUUUCUUCAAUGGCGUGGAAGAGCGUGGCAUCAGCAGCAGUUUCACGGCCGCUCAAUGGGAAGAGUGGCUUGCGAAAAAUGUGGUUUGA
This is a messenger RNA of Penicillium maclennaniae, 624 nucleotides long. Its product is annotated as DsbA family protein. The coding region runs from base 1 to 624 and encodes 207 amino acids. NCBI's taxonomy places the organism in Eukaryota, Fungi, Ascomycota, Eurotiomycetes, Eurotiales, Aspergillaceae. The record is from RefSeq and is a predicted model, not a curated record. The transcript has 5 exons.